Messenger RNA from Didymodactylos carnosus, 1122 nucleotides. NCBI's taxonomy places the organism in Eukaryota, Metazoa, Rotifera, Eurotatoria, Philodinida, Philodinidae. The record is from the annotation of a GenBank genome assembly.
AUGAAAUGUCAAAGAAUAAUGAAUAAUUCAUUAAAAAAUGAUUGUGACAUGUCUUGUUUCGAUGAAGAUGACGAGUGUGAGGAGGAAAUAGAAGAAAAUGAUGGCUGCGAUCAGAUGGAGAUAUCUCAACAUAAAAUUGAUGUUAAAUGUGAGAAAUCUGUGUUUCCUGUUAAUACAGCAACAAUAACAGCUUUCGAUAAUCCUCAGCCUCAAAACAUACAGAAGUAUCAUUGUGCUUUUAGCAAAAGUCCGCCACGUAUGAUGUCAACAAAUGAAUAUAACUAUUUGUAUUACUUGUAUUAUUUUGCUUGUAUAUCGAAAACAAAUAAUGGACCAUCAUCAACUGUACUGCAGCGUUUACAAUCACUGGAACAACCAUUACUAAGUAGAGACACCAAACCUUCUACUGAGCCAACACUCAACAGUCCUCAAUUUAACCCAUUUAAACCACCAUUAGCACAUACAAGACCGAAUUCGUCAUUAUUUGUCGAUAAAUUAAACUAUUAUUAUGGACAAAUAAAAACAUCAAGUUCUUCAACAUCAGCGCUCUCACUAUCUACGUCUCCAAUCGGUAGUGGUUCCUCAUCAUCAACUGUAUCUUCUCCCGGCAGUACAACAACACCGUCGACAAUGACAACAUCUACUUUAUCAACAACAGCACCCAUACAAACAAAUUCUCGUUAUCAAUGUGAUGGUUGUUCUAAAAGUUAUUCGACAUUCGGUGGCCUAUCAAAACAUAAACAAUUUCAUUGUGUGGCUCAAAUAAAAAAACAGUUUCAGUGUAAAUACUGUGAGAAAACGUAUAAUUCAUUGGGUGCACUAAAAAUGCACAUACGAACACAUACAUUGCCAUGCAAAUGUAAAGUAUGUGGUAAAGCAUUUAGUCGACCAUGGUUAUUACAAGGCCACGUACGAACACAUACAGGUGAGAAACCAUUUAAAUGUGAAAUAUGUUGUCGAGCAUUUGCUGAUCGAUCGAAUCUCCGUGCACAUAUGCAAACACAUUCGGAUAUUAAAAAAUAUCGUUGUUCAAGAUGUCAAAAAACAUUUUCAAGAAUGUCAUUAUUAAAUAAACAUACGGAAAAUUGUUUACAACGAAUAACAACGACAGCGAACUCGUAA